Ornithodoros turicata is the source of this 2262-nucleotide messenger RNA. RefSeq lists its product as uncharacterized. Bases 1 to 2262 code for a protein of 753 amino acids. NCBI's taxonomy places the organism in Eukaryota, Metazoa, Arthropoda, Arachnida, Ixodida, Argasidae. The record is from RefSeq and is a predicted model, not a curated record. The transcript has a single exon.
AUGACGAGGCAGGUGCGGCAAAGCAAUGCCCAGAAUAAUCUUGUUGCCAUCAACACUGCUCUGGGUUGGACUUUUCAAGGACCGGUAUCAGUUAGAUCUUCACUCGAGAACAAAGACAGCACUCUAGUUUGUGUGCUUCGCACUGAUGCCACUCACGAGGCGUCAUUACAGAUGUUCUGGGAAAUUGAGCAUCUGGGUAUUACGGACGGAAAUAGUAAUGAUGAAGGCGACGACAAAGUUCUUUGUCAAUUUAAGGAAACCGUACAGAAGGUUGGCGGAAGAUAUGCCGUCACUCUACCUUGGAAGAACGAUUUCGUCCUUAACGAUAAUUUGGAAGUAGCCGAGAGUCGGCUCAACGGACUCCUAAAAAAGCUAAAGAAAAAUGGUUUGAUGGCAGAGUACGACGCUGCGAUGAGGAAGUACGCAAGUGACGGACAUGCGGAGAAGGUACUCGUCGAGUCAGAGAACGGCAAACAACCUCAGCAAGUCUAUUACAUGCCGCAUCAAGCUGUGGUCAAACAGGAAUCAGAAACCACAAAGCUUCGUGUUGUCUUCGAUGGAUCCUCGCAUGCACCUACCGUAGCUUCACUGAAUGAUUGCCUGGAAAAAGGACCCAGUCUGAAUACGGAUCUUCUGCCGGUCUUGAUACGUUUCCGAAUGUACCGUAUCGGUCUGGCAGCAGACAUUGAGAAAGCCUUUCUUCAGGUUGAGGUCCAAGAAAGGGACAGGGACGCUUUGAGAUUUCUGUGGUGUCAAGAUGGUCCUACGGAAGAUAUUUCUCAGAAUCCGGUGGAAGUAUGGAGAAUGAAACGUGUACCCUUCGGAACGACAGCGAGCCCCUUUCUUUUGGCGGCCACACUGAGACAUCACCUAGACAACGUCAAAGGGCAUUUCCAACGGACGGCACGGCACAUUGUCAAUAGUUUCUACGUGGACGACCUAUUGACGGGUUCAUCAACGGUGGAUGGAGCAAUAACGAUAUACAACGACGCUUCAUCUAUCCUUCAGGAAGCUGGCAUGAAUUUACGAAAAUGGAUUUCAAACGCAGAAGAGGUACGAAAACAGUUUGGUGAGCAAGACACCAACAGUAGACAAGAGAGGACCCUGAGUUGCAGGGAGGAUCGGAAAGUUCUCGGUAUACUGUGGGACACGUACGGUGAUACUCUCAAGGUAUCAGGCAAACGCAUGCUAGAGGAUGGCGUAGCGCUCAUUAACAGUAAACGCGGAAUUCUGAGCGCAGCAGCGAAGCUGUUUGACCCUCUGGGCAUGCUCUCUCCGUUCAGCAUUCGAAUCAAAAUGCUGUUUCAACGUUUGUGGGAGGAGAAGCUUGAUUGGGACACGCCUUUGACCGGAAAUAUACAAGAGCUGUGGCAUACCUGGUGGUCGGAGCUGCCAAAGUUGGACAACAUCGCACUAAAUAGGUGUCUCGUUCCAGACGGAAAUUACAACUUCAAGUAUGAGCUUCACAUCUUCAGCGACGCUAGUCCUUAUGCAUACGGAGCCUGUUUGUAUUUAAGAGCCAUUGCAAAUGGAAGAACAGCGAAGGUCGGGUUUGUGUUUGCAAAGGCUCGGGUGGCGCCUUUGAAGGCCCUAACUUUACCACGACUAGAGCUUAUGGGCGCCCUGUUGGGAGUGAGGCUAUCAAAGAAAAUAACUGAAGCUUUGACGCGACUGAAAGAAGUGACCUGCGUAUACUGGACAGAUUCGUCAAUCACCCUUUGUUGGGUACGAGGUUCUCCGUUACGUUGGAAACAAUUUGUAAGAAAUAGAGUUAUUGAGAUCCAGGAAAAAAGCGACGUAUCAGCUUGGCGAUUUUGUCCUGGGAAAGAAAACCCAGCUGACCUAUUGACCAGGGGGGAGUCACUUGAAACGCUUGAGAAGUGUGACACAUGGUGGAACGGACCAAAGUGGCUCGAACGGGACGAAGACGAAUGGCCUGCUCAAACGGUGCUUCCGGAAAUAAAGGACCUUACUGAUCAAGAGGAUGUGCACAAUGACGCCACUACGUUGCAAAGUUCUGUCAAUAUAGGAGUUCCCGCUGUACUGGACCUCGACCGAUUCAGCAGUUUGCGUAGAGCUCUCAGAGUGACAGCGUGGAUCAAACGGUUCGUCGACAAUAGCCGACCAGGUAACCCACGGGUCUUUGGGGCACUCUCAACAGAAGACAUUAGUUGGGCAGAGAACUAUUGGAUGAAACGAGCUCAAGAGGAAAGGUAUGGACUCGAGAAGCAAACCCUGAGUCUGGGAAAGGCGUUAGAGUAG